AUGUAUUAAUUCCUCUGUAGAUUUAAGAUUUAAUAAUUAAAACCUAUGAUUAAAAUAUAUUUACAAAAAUCUUCUAUUUAAAUGCCGAUAGAUAAGCAGCAGGUAUGGAAUUUAUUAUUACUAAUUUUCAAACUUGAUCAGAAUAUGAUUUAGUAAAUUUUAAAAAAAAUCUACAUAAAUUUUAGAAUACAGUAAUAGUACUAUUGUUGGAAACCUUUUUAACAAACAAUAUUGAUGCUAAAUAACUAUGAUUGCAAAAUUGACAUACGAUACAGAGAUGGAUUGAUCUUGAUUGAACCUAGUAAUAUGAGAGAACAUAAUAGGAAUCCAUAAAAGUAUAUUAUUAUAGGAUAGGGAAUUACUCUAGAAAAAGGAGGUGGACCAUUCAUAUUAAUCCACUAUUUUUCAUAAGAAUAUUGCAGCGAAGAUGUUAACUUCAAUUUUUUAAAUGGGGUUUCCAAAUUUAAUAUUAAUGAUAAUCUCCAAUUUACUUAUGAAAAUAUGUAUUUAUUGUUUGAAUUAAGUAAAUGAUAUAUUUAAAUUAGAUUAUAUAUUUGAAGUUCCUUAAAGAGUUGUGUAAAAAACUAUAGAAUGCAAUAUUUUAUAUUUGAACAAUAAAGUUGUAAACUAGGGUAGGAUCAUUCAAUUUUACAUAAAGUAGGGGGAUUGCUACACUCUUUCAAUUUAGAAUAAGUUAGAGCUCCAUUGUUUAAAUAUAUUCUAAUUCAUACAUAUGUUCCUUAAAAAUCCAGGGUUAACAUAUUUGGAUUGA
Messenger RNA from Paramecium primaurelia, 772 nucleotides. The record is from the annotation of a GenBank genome assembly. Lineage: Eukaryota; Ciliophora; Oligohymenophorea; Peniculida; Parameciidae.